CACCGGUGCGCGUGAUGGCUCUCGGCCCGACGGACUCGCCCCCGUCGCCCUGGUCGUGCAUCCUUUGGGCCGGGGAGCGCGGCGCUCGCGUCACGCAGUUGCGCAACCGAGUCAUCGCCAAAGAUUCAGGGGCUGGUGGACCGACAGAUGACGAUGAAGCGUCUCGAACUUGUGUCAAAAGCUUGAGCGAAUGCUACUUCGCGGGGAAAGGCGCGGCAUUGGUCUUGCCGCCGAACGAACGAGCCCGGCCAUCCCGUCGCGUCUCGGCUGCAGGAUGCGAUAUUCAGCAGCAUCUCCAGUCGAUGUUUUAUCUGCUGAGACCCGAGGAGACCCUGAAAAUGGCUGUGAAGCUAGAGUCGGUCCACCCAGGCAGAACGCGCUACCUCGUGGUGGUCUCGUGCACGGGACGACAGGACGCCGAGGAGAGCUGCCUCCUGGGCAUAGACUGCAACGAUCGCGCUACUGUCGGACUCGUCCUGCGGGUCUUGGCCGACACCGCCAUUACUCUAGACGGCGAUGGAGGCUUCAGUGUCAGCGUUUGCGGUUGUCAGCACAUCUUUAAGCCGGUUUCUGUCCAAGCUAUGUGGUCGGCCCUGCAGACGCUCCACAAGGUUUCCAGCAAGGCGCGCGAGCAGAAUUACUUCCUCGGCGGAUUGUCGCACGACUGGGUCAGCUACUAUGAGCAGAGAAUCGAAAGCGAUCGCUCGUGCCUCAACGAGUGGCACGCGAUGGAUAAUCUUGAGUCCCGGAGGCCUCCAUCACCGGACAGCGUGCGAAACAAGCCCAGGGAGAGAGACGAAACUGAGCGAGUAAUACGGGCAACUCUUAAAGAGAUUAUGAUGUCCGUCGAUCUUGACGAGGUCACGUCCAAGUACAUCAGGGGACGACUCGAAGAGGACCUCGACAUGGAUUUGGUCGAAUUCAAGCCGUUCAUCGACCAAGAGAUGCUCAUUAUUCUGGGACAGAUGGACGCACCGACUGAGAUAUUUGAUCAUGUGUACCUCGGUAGCGAGUGGAAUGCCAGCAAUUUGGAAGAAUUACAAAAAAACGGAGUGCGGCACAUAUUGAAUGUGACCCGCGAGAUCGACAACUUCUUCCCGGGCAUGUUCAACUACCUGAAUGUGCGGGUAUACGAUGACGAGAAGACGGACCUUCUCAAGCACUGGGACGACACCUUCAAGUACAUAACCAAAGCUAAGAAAGAGGGCUCGAAGGUCCUGGUGCACUGCAAGAUGGGCGUCUCGCGCUCGGCUUCGGUCGUCAUUGCUUACGCCAUGAAGGCCUACAACUGGGACUUCUCCCAGGCCCUCAGGCACGUGAAAAACAAGCGCAACUGCAUCAAACCGAACAACAGCUUCCUGCUGCAACUGGAGACGUACCAGGGCAUACUCGACGCCAUGAAGAACAAGGAGAAACUGCAGAGGUCUAAAUCGGACACGAAUCUCAAGUCGCCGACGAUGACGGCCAAGGACCGGACGAAGGAGGAGAAGCAGGAGAGGGAGGACGGGAACGGCUGCGGUCUCGUCGAGCAGUCGGGCCUCGAGCUCAAGAAGAGUGGCCAGAGGCCCAAGAGCUGGUCGCCCAACGUCGAGAUUACCGAGGACGUACUUCCUACCGUUCCGCUGUCGCAGUCAUUGGAGAGCAUCGACAAGUCGGCGAAUCCGGAAGUGACGCGCGAGGAUCUCCUGCGCGGCUCAAAUCCAAAAGGCUGCAGUAACGGGGGCUGCCCGGUGGGCCAACAAGAGUCCCGAAACGUUCUGAUGCCCUGCGACAAUGGCCAAUCUUACAGCGUCUCCCAGAAUCAGAUCGUCCAUUUGCCGGGACCGGAGAGCACGGGGACACAGAUCUGCGCAUCGGCCACCUGCAAGCACAGGCCCGAGAGCCAGGGCCAGAAGCGCAAGGGGCUCGUCCUUAACCUCACGAACCAAUUUGAAGCAGCUAGUAGCAAGCCUUCGUCCCCGAGCUCCUCUGACGGCGAAGGCAGCAAGUCCGCUCAUCAUCCUCAUCAUCAUCCUCAGCAGUAUCCUCAGCAGCAACAGCAGCAGCAGCAGCAGCAGCAGCAGCAAGAGCAACAACAACAACAACAACAACAACAGCCGCAACAACAGCAGCCCGAUAGCAGCACCAUCCUGGAGAACGGCUGCUGCGCGCACGAGGCCGUACCUGCAGAGCUCGCCGAUGGUGUUCUCCAAGGCAGUCCUGAAAGGAAUGGUGAAUGUCUAGUCUGGACCGCAUCCACGAAGGUUAAGUGCAUCCACGCAAGCGACGUCAAGAGGCGCGAAAGCCUCGAUCUAAGUGCCGAUGUCGAAACGACGACGUCAUCGACGACCGCGGUGACGAGCCACUCGGGUCGUAAACCAAAUAGGGAUGGCGACCCCUUCAGCGCGCAGCUCGAUAGAGUCUUCGACAGGGAGGAGAGGCGGGAGCUCCAACCCGUGGUCAGGGAGUCACCGAGUAGGCAGAGCUCCUGGAGCAGCUACGACAGCGCCGUCAUCAUGGAUAACAACUCGGUGCACAGUUCCUGGGCCACGUUACCAUCGCGCAAUAGUUCCUGGGGCUCCUACGACAUGAGGCCCGUCGACUCCUUGGGCUCGAGAGAGAUACCUUGGCACCCGGGCACUGUUAAACGCACGAAGCAGAAGCUCGAGGAGAGCUCGACGACCGGCAUAUCGAAGAGAGUAUGCACGCAGACGUCCGAGUCAGCUGUCGAGGAGAAAACGUCGUCGGAGAGACUUUCGACUUCGGAGCCCGAGGUUGACAACCCCACGGAAGCGUACAACCCGCUCCUCGGACAACACUACGCGACCUCGCCGAUGCCAAGGCGCAGGGAUCCCUCUCCGGCUGCCCCCAUCGACAUCUCGGCCUUCUCCUCGCGGCAGCUCGCAACCUCGAGCCGACUGUCGACGAGCGCCCCCGCGCCCUCCUCCCUCGCCGGGGAUGGGGAGCUCGUGCCUCUGGCGCUGCGCAGCUGCAAGUCCGAGAGCGAAACCUCGAGUCCCUGCGUCGUCAAGACGCCCCAGUGUCCCUCGGUAAAGCAUCACAAGAUGGUCCUCGAGAGCCUCUGCAACAAACCCGCGGCCAGUAGGAACGACUCGCCCGAGUCCGAGAGCCCUCUCCGCGGCACCUCCGGCAUCGUCAAGAAUCUCAAAAAGGAAUUCGAGGCCAAGUCGUCGAGCAGGCCCGAGUCGGAAAGCGGCCAGGAGAGCGGCCCCGGAGCAGCUUCGCCACAGGGCUCGCGCCGCAAGCGAGACGCCAAGAUCAGGAGCCUGCCGUCCUCGCCGGUAAUAGCGCACAACGACUCGAAGAUCCAGGCCUCGACGAGUAUGUGCGAGGCGCCGCGCGACUCACGUAGCUGGUCCUUCGCCAAGCGGAGCAGCGAGUCGGGUGCCAACGCCACCCCGGAGCAGCCCAACGACAGCCUCGAGGACCUCUCGGUGAAGGUGCUCGUCGGCAAGUACGAGGUCGCCAAGCCCGAGGCCAGGCGCAAUCCGGAGCUGCAGUUCCGGCUGGGGCACCAGCAGCCCAUCCACAGGGACCGAUCUGAGCACUCGGUGGAGCACCCGCCGGCGAGAUCGAGGAUCGCCCCGGAGCUCGCGAGGCGCUCCGCUCCCCUGAUAAUCGGCCAGCAUGGCUGCGGCUCCCUCUUCGACUCAUCGGCGACGGCGGAGGCGCCGGGACGGCCGCCUUCCGUGCCCUCGCCCAGUCAACUAGUGGCGAGCGUCGUUGCCAAAGCUGCGAGCAAGAAGCAACAGCAGCAGCAACAGCAGCAGCAGCAGCAGCAGCAACAACAACAGCAGCAACAGCAGCAGCAGCAGCAACAACACGGGAGAACGCAUCCGCUGGCGAGGCUGCAGGUCAGACCGAGGCACAACAGUCCCGUGUACAAUACAAUGUGAGCGGGUCCGAGGACGCACCGGCCGCUUUCGUUUCGAGUAGUGAUAUCUCACGUUAAUGUAAUUAUCAGCGCGCAUUCAAGAGGUUGCGGAUUCGUCGGACGAAUGAUAAAUUGUGUGAUCUCCUCUAAAAUGGACAUAAGACUAAGUUAUUUUCACGCCCGUAAUUAUUAGAUUAUUGUGAGAGGGCCCCGAUGUCCUGUGGCCAUUUUCAUUGAUUCGGAGCUCAGGUCCACCGCCUUCCCUAUCUACCCGAAUUCUCGAUUACUUUAAACAAUUUUCCACGAUUGCAUAAUUCCUCUCAACGUUUUAAUGUUAAAAAUGCAAA
Molecule: messenger RNA, 4221 nt
Organism: Ceratosolen solmsi marchali
Lineage: Eukaryota; Metazoa; Arthropoda; Insecta; Hymenoptera; Agaonidae
Gene: ssh
Product: Protein phosphatase Slingshot
Biological process (GO): protein dephosphorylation; negative regulation of actin filament polymerization
Molecular function (GO): phosphatase activity; actin binding
Source: RefSeq, a predicted model, not a curated record